Salvia splendens (bonfire salvia) is the source of this 873-nucleotide messenger RNA. RefSeq lists its product as uncharacterized. The transcript has 2 exons. The coding region runs from base 209 to 535 and encodes 108 amino acids. Lineage: Eukaryota; Viridiplantae; Streptophyta; Magnoliopsida; Lamiales; Lamiaceae. The record is from RefSeq and is a predicted model, not a curated record.
AGAAUCCAGGGAGGGGAUUUGGAAACCAGCCACCCAAACCCUAGAUUCGGGAAUAGGCGGCGGGUUCGGUGCGAGACAACCACCACCACAACUCCAAUUCCGAGGAAUCCAGUCGCCUCCCCACAGCUCAUCGGCGCUACCACCGCGAGGGAACUCCAACAAUCGAAAGGGAGUUGACAAAUCAAAACUCUAUUGCACACAUUGUGGGAUGACCAAGCACACCAAGGAGACGUGCUUCAAACUCGUCGGCUUCCCGGAAUGGUGGGAAGAUGGUCACAAAUCAAACAAGAACAACACCGGCAAGGGAAGAAUCGCCGUCGGGCGAGAAGGAGCAGACGAGAGCUUUUUCCUAGCGGGCAACCAAGUGGCCGCCGGCGCUGGGAACGAUGGCAGCCGUCCGAUUGGGAGCUCAGCGGCGGGCAGCUGGUGGGGAUCUGGUGGAGGAAGCGGAAAAGAGGAAGAAGCUGCUAAGGCGUCGUAUACACGCUCAAUUGAAGGAUAUUCGGACGGGGAUGACGAUUGGGCGUGGCACUGAAUACCAUGGGUUAUACUAUGUGGACGAGGUAGCUCAAACUGGCAGAGGGAUGUUGGCUCACAGACCUACGGAACGAGAAAUGUGGUUAUGGCAUAGGCGGUUAGGACAUCCGUCCUUGAGUUAUUUAAAUAUUUUAUUUCCAAAUUCUCCUAAAAGCUUCACUUUUGAAUGUCAGACAUGUGUUUUGGCAAAAAGUCACAGACAAUCUUUUAAAUCAAGUAAUACUAGGGUUGAUUCGGUUUUUUCUUUAAUACACUCUGAUGUUUGGGGUCCUUCGCCAAUAGUUGGGGGAAAUGGAUUUCGAUAUUUCGUUCUUUUUAUUGAUGAUUGCACUCGCA